Molecule: messenger RNA, 4696 nt
Organism: Onychostoma macrolepis
Lineage: Eukaryota; Metazoa; Chordata; Actinopteri; Cypriniformes; Cyprinidae
Product: KIAA0753 ortholog
Exons: 17
Coding region: 853-3471 (872 amino acids)
Biological process (GO): protein localization to centrosome; centriole replication
Cellular component (GO): centriolar satellite
Source: RefSeq, a predicted model, not a curated record
CAGGGUCUCUGACAUGAGCUUAUUGAAGAGUAAACGAAGGCAGAGAGCAGCUGAGCUGUGUAGAACAUUGUAGCUUACAAAUGAAUGCCCUUGAAAUGUCCUACAUAAUAGUUGUGUGUGUGUGUGUGUGUGUGUAAUUGCAGAUACAUUUGGUGCCCAAAGUCAUUAUUUAGCAAUAUAUACAAUUCCAUGAUUUUUCAUGACUUGGUAUGAUUUUAUUAAUUUUCCAUUUCCAUAUUUGUAAAGAAAAUAUAGUAACUUCAUGGACCUCCAGUUUUAAUUUAACACAUUGUAGUUUUAGUUUUAUUUACAAAAUAAACUGUUUAAUGCCCCAAAAAAACAUUUAAUGCUAAAUCUAAGAUUUGUGUGUAACUAGCUAUAUGUUUGGGGGGGAUUAAAGUUUUAUACAACAUGAAUAAAUGAACAAUACAUUGCAAUAUUUAAAGCUCAAAAUCAUGUAGGCUAUUCAAUGAAUUCAACCUUUUUGCAGACCUAGUAACUUAUUCCGAUAGGGGGCGACAACAACGCCCGAGCGCAAUUCUGCCAGCUGACAGACAAUCACGAAGAAGUGUUUUGUUGUCAUGGCGGUGUUUUAAACUGCCUGGCACUUCCUAUAAACAAAUCUUGAUUUUAGCUUCUCUUUACAAACUGUCAGUUAUGUUUAAACAUAAUACAUCGGAUUUACUCGUCGGUUGUCUAUAUAGGAUGUGUUUUCGUGUGAUAAAUCAAUUGCUUUUCGCUGUCGAUCGAAUGAGUCAGUAGAGAAUUAUUUUCUCUGAGAAGGAUUACUCAAGCAGGAUUGGUUGAAUUGAUUGCUUCCAUCAAGACAGCUGGUAAAAAAAUAUUAUCAGGAUGAUUUCAGAUUUCCAAAGGGGGUCUGCUAUGGCCAUUGGUGAACUGGGCUCUGUGAAUCACGAAUGGAUUAAAAAAGGCUCCUCUGGGUCUCAAAUGACUGGUCUGCAAACACAGCUUCAGUUCAAUAACACAGUGACAGCCAGUGUUGUUAACCGAGCCACCCGCGUGGGACCCCCUUCUCCCAUCGUAAUAGAGAAACUUAUACCCCGUACAGAGAGGCAGGAUGAUCUGGAGAGCUGCAGCAGCUCCGUACGUCUCUCAGUCUUCUCAGAAGAGCGUCUGCAGGCAGCCAUCAGACUCGCCAGGAGAGAUCUGCGCAGGAAACAUCAGGAAUCCAUCAGCUGUUUGUCACUUGAGCCCACAGAGAGAUCCCAGAAUAUCAGCCCUGAAAGAAGCAACAUGGAUUACAGUCCUCAUGUGGUGCACCCAAAGAUGUCAGGUCCAAUGAAACAAUUAAAAAAUGGUGCUCAGGUGCUUGUGUAUACUCCUCAGGAACCCAACAGCCAACUUAAACAGGGCCAGCCACCCACCAAAGACCUCGACCCGAGAGUCAACAGCGGUGAACCUCAGCUCACCCAGGAAAUACGGAAAUUACAGAAGGAGCUGAGCACAUAUGUGCAAAGGAUAGAGCAGUUGGCUAAUAAAGGACGUGCUGUGGAGGUUCUGGAGCCUGAUGAGAAACAAAGGAUGGAGAUCCGGAGACAGGAGCAGGCAGCCCGAUCUGCACGCAUCAUCUAUGUGUUACAACAGCAGGUUAAAGAAAUACAGGAGGAUCUAGACAAGCUGCGUUCCCAGAAUGUCAAACACACCAAAAAGUCCAGGGCAAUAGACAGACUGGCUGCUGCUCACCGGGGGGCUGUAAGAGCCAUGCAGGUUUUUAUCAACCAGCUGUCAGACCCUGCAGAGAACAGAGUGCCCACCCACUGCAAAGAGCUGGGGCAGCUGAUUCGCCAGCUCUCUCUCUGUUCAGCCAAAGCAGAGGUGGGGCAAGGAUCCGGCGUACCAGAGACAGCCCUCGACAUCCUGCAGAAAUUAGAGACGCUGGACUCAGCACUGAGUAAGCAGGAGACACCCAAGAAAAGAGAUGUCGAUUUGCAAAAUGUCAACCCAGCGGAAAAGACUUCUACCAGGGUCAGGGUCCGCAGCAUGUCCCCUCCCCGUCCUGCCAGAGCACCAGCUGAGAGGACCUCACAAAGACCCCGAAAGCCAGCUGCUGCAAAAAAGCCUGGUGGCAGCAGACUGGCAGCAAAAUCCCACAGGACCUCACAAGCACUGGUGAAGGAGCGCAAUGAAGUUCUGAGGGCAGGGCUAGAGAGCCUCUUACAUCAUCAAAAACUACAGAAGGCAGAAGCACAGAAACCCAACAAAACUACCAGUGCCAUCAACCCGGACCAUGUUAAGGCCAGUCAUGUUCGUGAUGCCAGCUUCCAGCAGCCCACUGUCUCAUCCCGACUGAGAGAAAACCAGGUACCUCAGAAAGAGCCCACUGUGCCUUGGAUACCAACAUCCCCUCACUCUCCUCCUUGCCCACGUGCUGUGUCAAGCCGGCCAGAGCCCAGAUGUCUGUUCUCACCUAAAAAGAGCCCUGAAAAGCAGAAGCCACAGAUUAGCCCGUCAUCACAUGACAGGAAACAAGCCCAAAAUGAAGCACUUAGGCAAGCCUGGCUGGAUCGGGUGACUGCAGACAGACUAAGGGAACUGAAUCGUUUGAGUAAAGAGGAGGCUGACCACAUUGACAAACUCCGGACCACAGUGGGUUCUCCGACACAAUGGGCGGAAAAAGCUGAGCAGGCUGCUAGAGAAAGAAUUCAACCUUUGUUGGAUCAAGCAAAGGUGGUUGGAGCAGGAAGUGACACACUCAGAGAGCGGCUGAAGGUUGCAGAUAAGCCUGGGGCCAGUGCGGAUGUACUGAGCGAAGCUCUUCUGGAAGAUCUUCUGGAGGACGCAGCUCGAGCUCUGUGGAUGACUGAGAGGCAGCAGGUGGCUGAGGCUGAUGCUGAGAAGCAGCUGCAGGGCCCCACUUUAGAGAGCAUGUUGCUGAGGAUGGAGGAGAUGGAGAGAGACCAGGAAGAAGUGCGUCGGCGCUUUGCUAUGAUCUCAUACUCUGACCCUCUUAUCUGGGAAAAAGGCACAGAUGCUCAAAGGAAUAUUACUAGCUCCAGGCCAGCCUCUCCUCAGCCAAUCCGACUGACGAAACCAGUCCUGAAUGCACCCAGUAUGGCCGACAUCCUCCUGCAAAAGCCAGUGGAGACUGGAGCUGCAUCAGACACAUCGAUACUAGAUGAGGAGUCUUUAACUCUAAAUGACCCCAGUCAUCCAGCCCCAGCUGGAGGGGGAAGCACACAAGGGUUUUACUUGACUGUGCCGCCCAGCAUGCAGAGGAGUAUCCAGAAAUACAGGGAGAACCAUGAUGCCUUUCUGCGCCUGGUUUCGCACGAGGCUCUGGGGAGCUUCAAUCCUUGGGCAAUAGCAGACAGUCUGGCUGAUGAGCUAAUGGCUGAGGCUCUGGCUGAUGUGGCGGCAGAGUUCCAGGAUGUUUGCGAAGAGUAUGCGGAAGCUGUUUUCACUUCAGAGUUCCUCCAGCCAGUCCAGUCUCCCACCACAUCAAUGUCAUAGAGACUCCUUAUGAACAACUUACAAGCAAUGACACUUUGAUAUAUGUUUGGAACUGAACAUGGUCAUUUCCAGGUUUAUAUUUUUGUAUGUUUUUCCAUGGAUUACAUUUAAAUACUGGACUAUACAAUCACUGAAUAGAACCUGCUGGUUAGAGCUCGGUUUUUACUCAGGCAUUUCUGUUGUAAUGUGAAACCUCAGGGGGCGGUCUGACUUUUAAAUGCAAACAGAUGCUUUUUAGUACACAGCUAACAAAUGUCACAUCAAUGUGUCAUAAUCCAUACAACCUUCUUUGUGCAUUAGUCAAUGAAUUGGUCGACUUUUGCAUUUGCUAUUCAGCAUAGACAAAAGCCUUAAAAGAACCUCUACAUUAUUAAUGCAUUACAAAUGAUAAGAUUUACACUGUUUUCUAUAAAUAUCUCGCACUAGAGGAUCACACACUCGCUUUCUCCUGGGUUGCAUUAAUGCUGUCCGCAUCAGAACGCAAACUUGUUACUUUGUGGACUGAUUUCAUAUGCUCUAAAUGUUUUUGUUUCUCUAUGCUAAUUGUCUUCAAGUUCACUAAGUGUCCAUAUGUUGCCCAGUGUGACUGGACAGAUGAGGUAUACUUAGAUUGUAUAGUUUAUGUGUCCGACCCCUGAGGGGGAAAGUGGCCUCCAGAUGGGUCCAGAUGCUGUGCUGGUAUGCUGGAAAUGUGCUCGGACAGAAUGAGCAUUACAAGGAUUCUUUCCAUUGAAAAGCAUACACACAUACAGCUCCUAUAUAACAAAGUAAGGCUAUAAUAAUAAGAAAGUGUGCAGUUUAGACAAAUUUAGGAAUAUAAAAUGAGGGCCCAUGUCUUUUUGUGACUUUAAAAGUAUUGGUUGUCCCCUUAUUGCUUAAUUCUAAUGCAGUGAGCAGAUUUUAUGGUACGUUUCUUAACCUGUCAAGUUGUAGUUUAAACCCCCAGAUGUGAGUCACAGGUUUCUUCCCAGUGUUCAGCAACCUACUUAUUUGUGAAAAGUGCCAAAAGCAAACUAAUGCACAAGUAACUGCAUUUGCCAGCAAAUUCUAGGCUUUGUGCCAUGAACUAUUAUGAAUGCUGUGAUGCUACAGGAAUAUAGUCACCAAUUUGGCAUGAACUUGUUCUUGGUUGUGUUUUAAUUGCUGGUGAAAGAUACCUGUUAAAUUUGUAUUGUAUUUAUAAUCAUGAUUUAAUUUAUAAAGAAAAUAAAUGUUUUAAAAUGGC